Messenger RNA from Pocillopora verrucosa, 3587 nucleotides. RefSeq lists its product as uncharacterized. NCBI's taxonomy places the organism in Eukaryota, Metazoa, Cnidaria, Anthozoa, Scleractinia, Pocilloporidae. The record is from RefSeq and is a predicted model, not a curated record.
GAUUUCAUGUGACAUGCAAUUUGGGUGACAAAGAAACAGACUUAGUCCGGACUACGGUAACGUCGUGGUGUUAGUGAAAGAUAGGAAUAACCUCAAGUCACAAGGUCACUUUUAAAACCUCAACUGAAUGAGCUAUCAAUGUAAAAAAUGUGUGACGGCGCUGUCUCAUUGGAGAGAAUCUUUCAUUAGAUACAGCAAUUGCCCAAAAUGUUACGAGCGGAGUAUUUUUUUUUAAUUUGGAUGAUUUCGAAAUUUUAAGUUUUUGGCUAAUUUUAUUUCUUAUUUUUGUGAUGAAGGAAAAUGAAAGUUUAGACUAAGUCAGUGUUCAGCUCCAGUUGAUAUAGGGAAUGUCCGUUACUUCCUUUAUCACUGUGAAAGUAGCAGAACUAAAACCGUUUUACAGAUUGUUUCACACAGUUGUCGCUUGAUGCAAGAAGAGGUUGGUCUGGCAAGGGUGAAAUGAGCUCCAAUGCAUUGAUAGAGGUUUUUGGUCAGAUCGUAUAUCGCCUCACGCGCAACGUAACAGAACACUACAACCCAGAAGAGCCUGAAUUCACGACAGAGUCUUUUGGCUACGACCCACUGCUAAGCACAGGUAGAGAAUGGAAUUAUGAACCUGUUGAUGAACUGAUAUACCAAGAGUACAGCGACAGAGAAGCCACAAACUCGAACUUUUUCGCAUAUAACAACAUUAAUGUCCAGGUUAGAAACGCUUUCUUACCAGAAGACAGUGAGGAGACAAGGGAACAGAACGGUAAAGAUGAAGAAAUGGCUCGGAAACGUCUUCGACCAUCCUUUGUACAGACAGUUUGUAAAUCGAUGUAUAUUGGAGCUUUGAUUUCUUUUCUUUCGGCUGUUUUCAUCGCCUUAUUUUACCUGUUGAUCUCUUUUGUAUGUUACAAAACUAUUCUCCACUGUCAAAACUACCCAAAAGAAUUGAUUCCGAUCCGUGUACAAUGGAUGAAAACUAUUUCUGAUGCGAUUUCGUCUUUUUUCUAUUACUUCUGGUUCUUUGGUAUCGCGUUAUUCCUUUUCCGUCCAUUUCAGUUGAAAGGAGUGAGGAAAACAUUGUUCUUGAUUUUGUUUGUCUCGUACUGUUUGGACGCGAGUUAUCGCCUUGUAUUGGUUAAGGUGGGAGUGUGGUAUUAUUUGGCACCAAAAGUCUACCAAACUCCACUUUAUUCGUUUUUCUUUCUAAGCGUUUGCUUACAGCUUUAUGUUUUGGGAAAACAAUUUCGUGCACGACCUAUAAAAAUGCUUCUUGUUCUGAUGUGUAAAAUGUUAUUGCCAUUUUGUUUACCUGUUGUUUUCGGUAUUUUCCUUUCUGAUGUUAUUUAUGGAAUAUACAUAACAAAACCCAUCGAAGGAAAGCUUCUAAUUGCUCUCUUUGCCCCUGUUGUUACGGUGGUUUUGAAAAUUGUGUCACGACUUUGUGUUCAGCGAUUAAGGAACAUCACUCAUCCGGGAUACUCUUAUGUGUUAUUGGUGCCUCUGUAUUACGGCACAGCGGUUGUCUUGAGAGCUUUGCAAGCAGAUCUGGACGAUCUUCCAUACAUCGCCUUACUUGGAGUCAUUCACGGUGUUGCUGAGGUUGUGGAACGUAGUGUUAUGGUUGUUGUUGAUCACACUUGUACCGUGCUUUGGAAAAGAAAAUUGGCCCCCUGGGGAAGUUUCCGUACUCCUCGCCGCGAAAGACUUAUGGCUGAUAUCGCCAUUAUAAGCAUGUUGUAUGAAUCUACUGCUGUAAUAUCUGUCAACGGAUUGUUUUACUUGUAUCAAUACGUCUACACAGAAAAUGACUCUAUCAUAAACUUGCUCAAGACAUUCGCAGUUCACACUUCAGUUCAACUGGUAAUUGAGUGGUUUUUUACCAGUGUGUCUCUGGCGAUCGAGACUCGUUAUCAGAAUAUGGCUGUCAUGGCUGUUUGGCGAAGGAGAUGGAAAAGACACAUUUUGGCAGCGCUUGUAAAUACAGUACCACUUGCUGUAUGGAAUAGUGUCUGUAUGUUAAUUAUUUUGCGCGCGUCUUACUCAAACAUAGGGUUUAAACAGCCUUGUAAAAUGCCAUUUUCUUAAGUGCCGACUAGAAAAAAUUUACAGAAAUUGUUAAUGAUCGCCUUGUUACACAUUUCUUUAGUGGGACCAAAAAGGACUGUCGCUAAUUCUUCUCAUAUAACAAGAGCAACAUUGAAGAGAAGGAAGAUAUUACACUCUCACGAACGAAACUGAAAUGAAUCAGUAAAGUGAACUUUACUAAUUAAGUUUUUUAGUCGCUCAGUCGAUAGCUCAUUAGGAUUAAAUGAUCAAAAUGCAUGUGUGAGUGUGUAAAGUAGUAGGACCAAUAAAGGGAAUUCUCUCAUGAUUAAAAUUCUGGUGGCCAUUAACAUCGAAAAGAUUUUUUAUGUUAUUAGUUAGUGUAUUUUCAAAACCAAUAAAUCAGUAAAUCGUCGAUUUUUUAAAUCGUUUUUAAAACAAAACAUAAUAUACUUCUGAAUAACAGGGUGACUUUCUAUAGAAACUGGUGCUGCGUCGGUGGGAGAGUAUAUCAGGGUAAUUUAGUAUUACCAACUGAGUUGACAGCGCAAAUUGGUCACAGUAAAGCUGACGUUUCGAGCGUUAGCCCUUCGUGAGAGUUAAUUACGUUAUCAAUUCAGAUGAUAAUUCUAAUUUAUCCUAUAAUAUACUUCUGAUGGAUACAGAGAUUCACAAAGACGAUGGGCUUAUCGAGGCGGUUGAGUGCUGAGCGCGCUGUACAGAUGCUAAUGUGCUGCUAAGAAGCACUCCAGGAAACGCAACCUUUUCUUUACUUAGAAGUAUCGAAAUGACAACAGCUGAAUCUUGGGAGCUUCAAUUGAAAGGCAAAUUCACGCAAGGGAAUUUUCAAACUAAUGAAACGGAACUAAACUCUGGACUGUGUGAUGUAAAAUUAUACUUUCUUUUUUUUCUCCACUACACAACCUGUUAUUUGAACUUCAAGUUCCUUUGAUAGGAUGAAAGAAUCUUGGAGAAACCAAACCAAGGAUAAUUAAAAACGAAUCAGCAUAUUCCUUUUCUGAUACAUAAAUACCGAGGAAUCCUUCUCUUUAUCAUUUUCUUCAGGUUUUUAAUGUUUUUUCUUUGAUGAACUUCUGAUUUGAGCUAAUGAGAUGUUAACGUUAGUCAAGGAAGUGUCUGAAGUAUGAAAUUUCUUAUCCGCCAUAAAAUUUCUUAUCCGCCAUAAAAUUUCUUAUCCGCCAUGAAAUUUCUUAUCCGCCAAGAAAUUGACGAUACGAAAACAAAUUAAGAACGAAAGUUAUUUGAUGUGCCUUUAAUGGAAACGAAAUGGUUUUGAUGUUAGUAAGAUAGAAAUCCUUACUUUCCCAUGGUACAAUGGUUGUUUGUAUGCAUUGGGUGCAGUUUCAAGAUCUCGCUUGCAAUGGGCUAGAGCAUACAAGAAAGGUCUUUAAGUGUCUUUGAAGUACACUAUCUGUCUCUCUCUGUCUGCCUGCCCAACCGUCUCCAUUUCCCUGUUUGUCUCUUUAUCUGUUUUUUCUGUAUUGCUGUCUUUGUCUGUAUAUCUGUUUGUCACUUAUGUUGGUUAUUCUUCC